Molecule: messenger RNA, 1927 nt
Organism: Penaeus monodon (black tiger shrimp)
Lineage: Eukaryota; Metazoa; Arthropoda; Malacostraca; Decapoda; Penaeidae
Product: RUN domain-containing protein 1-like
Source: RefSeq, a predicted model, not a curated record
CGUUGGAUUGUGUGGGUGGCCGCAAGCUGGUUCAGCUCUCCAUUUUAGUCUCUUUCUAGGCAUGGCGGUACAUGAGACGCAGCAGACAUUUAACGUUAUUGAAGCUCAGAAGAAGUUAUUUGACAAUGCUUUGGAGGGGAACUUUGCAGACUUUGAGCAUAAAGAAUCACAAGACUUUGCCAACUUUGACAAGAUGAACAGCAAGUGCUAUGAAUAUCACAAUGAAGAAAAGCAAACUGAGGAUUUUGGGAAGGAGCAUUACAUCAGUGACAGAAAGGAAGCUUGUGGGAGUCCCUGCAGUAUGUCAAAGAUAGGGGAGAUAGAGAUUGACCAGAAGCUCUCUUUCCAAGAGCACAGGCUUGACACCAGCAGAGGUUUCAGGGACUUCAAGGAGGGCCUGAAAGAAGAAUACUCAGACAAGAGCUUCGCUGACUUCAAGGCAGAUAUGAAGAACAGCUUUACCAGUAGCCUGAACCAGAGCUUUGGAGAUUUGGAAACAAGUUCAAAUAAAGGUUGUGAUUUGGGGGAGCUGAGCUCAUAUGAUGUAGAGUGGGACUCCGACGGUCACCCUACUGGGGAGCGUUGGCCUCCCCUCGGAGCUCCUAACGAUGAUGAAGACAACCAGUCCCUCUACUCAUAUUCAGAAUAUAACUGGCAAAGGGGACAAAGUAGCAGAGGGGGGGCAAGGCUGGAGGAUGAUCGUCUGCAGCAGCUUGAAGAGGAACAGGAACAGCUCAACACAUCUCUCCUGGCCUUGACUUCACAUUUUGUGCAGUUCAGAUUGAAGCAGAUUGUAGAUGCUUCCCCAGAUGAGAAAGAAAAACUCCUUCAUGAGCUUGAGGAGUUUGCCAACAGGGGGAUUCCAGACUUACGAGAGGCAAAUGCUCGGAGAAAGUCAACUGUGAGCGAGCACGUUGAUGGGGAGGAAGAUGAUCAUGCAGGAAUGGCAAAACAGAAGGAGUUAAUUGAAAAGUUGAAGCAGCAGUUGGAGGACUUGGAAAACUAUGCCUACCAGACUGGAGAAGGUGGACCCCCUCAGGCCAAGGUCAUGGAAAAGCAGCGGGUCGUCAUAGAGCAGCUAAAAGGGAAGCUGAACUUAAAUGUAGAUGAGUUUGACAGACUAAGCGUGGAUGAUUUAAAAGUGCAAGUCGAUAGUGCAAUUCGUGAGUUGGUGAAUCCGCUCAAGAUGAAGGAACAGUUGGUGGCCCAACUUCAGACACAAAUUGUAGACUUGGAGAGGUUCAUAGAAUUCUUGCAAGGUGAGGGCACAGGUGGAGUCAUCAAAAAUGGCAAGGUCCCUUGUAGAUGCAAGACACCUGAAGCACGUCAUCCAGGAGAUGGUAAGCCACAAGAAAGUGGCUUUUCUCAGGGCAGGCUCAGUACACAGAGAUGCAAAAGUAAGAGCAAGAGUGAGGAGAGAGAGCAGCUCCAGAUUUCAAAAGAAUACUUUGAAAAAGACUCCACAGGGAAACCAUUACGGAGUUCUGGGUCCCGAAAUCAACAGGCAGAUAGUGAUUACACCAGUGAUUCUGAGGAGACCCCUAUCAUGAUAUCUAAUGAGGAGGUGACGCACAUUUUUCGCAAACAGCUAACUCCCGCUCUCAGAGACCUCAUGCAGCAUGGGCUUAUGCCAGUAAGAACAUUUAUAGAUUUAUUGAAGGUUUCAGUUUUCGAUUUACUAUGGUUGGACGAGUCAGAGUUUGGCCUUUCCCUCGUGUUUCCCCAGCGGUCACACAAACCUACAAAACUGAUGCAUGCAUGGGACCUCAUCCUGAAAUACUACCAACUCAAGAAGGGAGACCAUUACAACAGGACUCCAGCCAGGAGGCUCAGCCAGGGAAUUGCUCUUGAUUACAAUCAUAGCAACCCUAAGAAUAUUUGCAUCUCUUACAUUUUGAUUGUCAGUUUUCUGAACUCUGGUGAAUAG